This is a messenger RNA of Contarinia nasturtii (swede midge), 1007 nucleotides long. Its product is annotated as paired amphipathic helix protein Sin3a-like. The transcript is spliced from 3 exons. NCBI's taxonomy places the organism in Eukaryota, Metazoa, Arthropoda, Insecta, Diptera, Cecidomyiidae. Bases 312 to 857 code for a protein of 181 amino acids. The record is from RefSeq and is a predicted model, not a curated record.
AAACAUAAAUUAUUUUUUAUUCAGCAAAAAUAAAAAUUUCAACUAACUAUUUAUUUUAGGUUUCGAAUUUACCAAGACGUCAGUUGUUCUUACACCGAAACAUUCGAAAGUUUAAACUUAAGCAUACUUCUAGGAAUUCAUCUUCGACUAGUUCACCGGAAUUAUUUGUUUCGAAAAAUUCAAAUGAGUUAGCAACACCAUCAACCAGUUCAACACCAAUAAACUCAAACGCUUCAAACAACACAAUAAUUGGUUCGAACAACGCGGAACAACUGGAGAGUAAUUCGAAGUCCGAAACCGAUGAAUGUGAAAUGAAAUCCGAUAAAAAAAUAUCUUCAAUGAGUAACAAUACCAAUGAUAGGACGUCAGAACGCAAAACUGAAUCAUCUAGUAUAAACGUGACAUUAAUUACGAAUCAACAUGAAUCUACUGAAACUAACAAAAAUCAAUCAAUUACUGAAGUUAAAUCACGACCAUUAGAACGGAUUGGAGCAGAUUGUAACGAUGAAUAUUUUAUAGACGAUAGGUCGGAAAUAAAUAUAAAUUUCCAGAAAUACCGUAUGGUUUUCGUAGUUAACAAAGAUGCCGUUUUCUACAAAAAGAGUGCGAUCACUCAGGCACGAAAAACUCACCCAAAAAUCACAAAGGCUAGAGCUAAUAAAUUCCAUAAAUUUGUACAAAAAUGGUGUGAAGAAAAUGUGAAUGAGGAACAAAAUGAGAGUUGCGUCAACUGGUUUAUGGGAAGACAACAAAACCAAAUACCAAAUAUUGUUACUAUUAAACUGCAAGAAAAUGAUCUGUCAAAAACGCCAUACGCUCUGUAUAAUCGCUACAAAGUGCAACAUUUAAAUGCAUAGUUUUUAAGUAAUAAACGUAAUCGAUUUGUUUGUAAAUAGAUAUUUGUCUUAUCAUAUGAUUGAAAAAGGUAAAUGUUUUCGAAUGAAUUUCACGAAAAUAUGUAUUGGGAAAAUUUCACGAAAAUACAUUCAUAAACAAAUCUGCUAUUA